UCGGUCAACUUGGAACCUCAAAAUUUCAAAUCCGUAUAUUUGAAACGUUUAAGCGAUCAAUCACUCGUACUGACUAGAUACUCAAAUGUCACAUUCAAACCGAUUGGUUGGUUAAAUUGCCGAGAGGCGUUGGUCUUGCAUGUUUUUCCGACUCGGCUUUGCGUUGUCGUCCACAAUGUUCGUACGCGUGGAAUUGAUUUCUUUGAGAUGGAUCACGAUUUCAAUAGCUACAAGUUUAUAGUUCAUAGAAACAGCCUGGUACGGUUCGGACAAUUUGUUUAGACAAAUUUGUUUAUAGUUCAAUAGCUACAAGUUUAGCCGUUUAGACUAUUUGUUUGCUCGUCGAGUUUUCGUUCGUAUUGUAAAUUAUACUUGGCUGAUUCUUUUUCCCGCUAUUUCAUAGAUGAUGAUUCACACGCGCUUUUCCCCUCCUCAAAUAGCUUCAUUGAAUUACUAACAAAAUUAGAUGAAGUGUGAAAACUAGAAAUUUAUUUCUAGGGGGGCUAAGUGCAUUUUAUCCUUUUAAAUAUUUUAUUCAAGUUGCAUAUAUGUUUGGAGGAUGUGUACUGCAAUUAAUUACUUUUAAGGGUGCAAAGAGCUAAAAUACAACAUUUUAAGGGUGCAAAAUCUAAUAAUAUAAAAUUCCCGUUGAGAUAUAUCAGUCGCGGAAUUGAGCGGUAUCAUUCAAAAUCAAACCCUAGAUCGGUCUCCAAAAGGGGAAUUCUACAAUUUUGAAAGAAAACAUUAAUCAAUUUAUGGGCGACUCUCCACCAUCACUCCACCGUCCGCCGCCGCCGUCGUCGCCCGCUGCGCCGCCGCCGUAUUCGCCGUCCGGUCACCAUGGAAGGGAUGUUUCUCUGAAGAUUCAGACUCCAAUGGCUGUAAAUAAAGAAGAAGGAAACUCACAGAUGAUCAGAGGGCGCAAAUUGAAGUGUAGAUAUACGAAUCAUGGGCGCAGCCGCCCGUAUAACCACCGGAUAUGUAAAGGCGGGAAGAAGAGCAGUUCAAUGAAUAUCGAGUCGCUUCCGGACGAAUUGUUGUUCGACAUUCUUCUACAUCUCCCACCUCGAGAUAUUUACGAUUCCGCGGUUUUCGUUUGCAAGAAGUGGCGCAGCGUAAUCCGCACGCGUAAAUUCACGUGCGAACACCUUCGCCACUCACCUCCCGGACUCGUCAUCCAGAGUGUUAAUAAACGCGAGCAAACGUCUUUUCUGACAACGAGGCGAGGCCGAAUCGAGAUAACCAAGUUCGCCCACAACGAUUACAAGUGCUUGUUAUGGACGAGUUGUAACGGUUUGCUACUCGAGUGCGAUAAGGAAAACGAUUAUGCUUCUUACAUUGCUAAUCCUUCGACGAGCCAACGCUCGCCUCUCCCUCCGAAAUACUAUUCUGGUAUGGCGUACGCUGCAGCUUCCACGACGUAUAAAGUGGUCAACUGGUAUCAUGAGUACGACAAUCCCGAAGACCGAGGUUGCGUUAUAUUGACCGUAGGAGUUGACAAGUCUUGGAGGUUACUUCAUACCCAACACUUAUCCCUCGCAACUAGAAUAAUUUUCAACAUCCGCCCGUUGACUACCGAGGGUUUCGUUCAUUGGGCUACGACAAAAAGCGCUCAUGUUUUGUCAUUGAAUGUAGAGACCGAGGUUAUUAAAGAGAUUCUUGUACCGAAAGGCUACGGAGAAAAAUUGAAGUAUUUUUUGUCGACGGGUACUUCUCUAACUUUUCUCACUAACAUCAAAGAGUUUUCGUGGGAGGUUUGGGAGUUGAGUCAAGAAACGGGCAAAUGGACGAAAAUGCCCUCGAUCGACUUGGAACCUCAAAAUUUCAGAUCCGAAUAUUCGAAACUUAUACGUAAUCGUUCACUCAUGCCGCCGUGGGGGUCAAAUGUCACGGUCAAACCGGUUGGUUGGUUAAGUUGCAGAGAGGCGUUGGUGUUGCAUGCUUUUCCGACUCGGCUUUGCAUCGUCUACAAUGUCCGUACGCGUGGAAUCGAUUUCUUUGAGUUGAAUCACGAUUUUGAUCUGUACGCGUUUGUUGUUCAUAGAGACAGCCUUGUCGAUUUUCGUGAAUGUUGAUAAAUAAAUUAUACUUUUAGCAAUUUAA
Messenger RNA from Erythranthe guttata (spotted monkey flower), 2103 nucleotides. RefSeq names its product F-box protein At5g49610. NCBI's taxonomy places the organism in Eukaryota, Viridiplantae, Streptophyta, Magnoliopsida, Lamiales, Phrymaceae. The record is from RefSeq and is a predicted model, not a curated record. Gene Ontology annotation, molecular function: protein binding.